AUGCUGUCUGUAAUGACUGGCAGAAAAGGCCCCAGAGGAGAACCAGGUGAACGAGGAGAAUCUGGUCUAAGAGGAGAUCAUGGAGAUCCUGGGGCUAACAAUAAUGUUACUGGCCCUAAGGGUGAAAAAGGAAAACUAGCAUCACAGGGAGACCCAGGCCCACAAGGACUCCAAGGAGAGAAGGGUGAUGCUGGCCUAGAUGGUGCAGCAGGUCGAAGAGGCCCUCCAGGUAUAAAGGGUGAGCAAGGAGAUCUGGGAGAAACAGGUUACUCAGGAGAAACUGGUCUUCCAGGCCCACAGGGCCCAAGAGGACCACAAGGGAUCAGAGGACCUCCCGGACCACAAGGCAUGCCAGGCCCUCUGGGUAGUCUGGGAAUGCCUGGUUCACCUGGCUCAGUUGGAAAGUUAGGUGUAAGAGGAGCAAAGGGUGAACCUGGUGACCCUGGAGAGAAGGGCUUAGCUGGACCCCCUGGACAGAGAGGCAUUCCUGGCAUGGAUGGCAGAGAUGUCUAUGGUGCUGAAGGAAGCAAAGGAGCAAAGGGAGAAUCUGGAUUCAUAGGAUAUCCUGGUCCAGAGGGAGAAGAAGGAGAUCAGGGCAUUCCAGGAGCUGAAGGACCCAAAGGAAUUAGGGGUAGAAGAGGUAAUUCUGGUACACCAGGUUCCCUGGGAGAUCCAGGUGACCAAGGGCCAUCAGGACCUAUGGGUGCCAAGGGACCAGUGGGCACCAGUUUAAUGGAACCUUGUGAACUUGUGAAUUUUACUCGAAAAAACUGCCACACAUGCCCAGCUUAUCCAACUGAAGUGGUUUUUGCCUUGGAUAUGUCUGAUGAUGUCACACCAGCUGCAUUUGAAAGAAUGAGGAACAUUGUUAUGUUAUUGCUGAAGACCAUUAAGAUCAGUGAAAGCAAUUGCCCAACAGGUGCUCGUGUCUCUGUUGUUUCUUUCAAUACCAACAUACAUUACCUCAUCCGAUUCUCUGAAUUCCAAAAAAAAAACUUGCUGCUACAAGCCAUCCAGAGAAUCCCACUAGAGAGAUCCAGUGGAAAACGAAAUAUUGGGGCAGCCAUGAGAUUUGUUGCAAGAAAUGUCUUCAAACGUGUUCGUCAGGGCAUCCUCACAAGAAAAGUUGCCCUGUUUUUUGCCAAUGGUCCAUCGCAGGAUGAUGUUGCCAUCAGCACAGCUGUGCUUGAGUUGAGUGCCUUGGAUAUCACUCCAGUAGUUAUUGCCUUCAGUGAGGUGCCAAACAUCAGACGUGCCUUCUCUAUUGAUGACACAAGAAGAUUUCAGUUAUUUGUUUGGGAAAGACAACAAGAUGAAAAUUUGGAGGGCCUUACAUAUUGUACACUGUGCUUUGAUAAAUGCAAUCCAAGAACCAGCUGUGAGGUGCCUUUUUCUCCCCUGGUUCAGAUGGAUAUGGAUAUAACUUACAUCAUGGACAGCUCUCGCAGCAUUAGCAGUGAAGACUUUCAGAGAGCCAAAGACUUUGUGAGCAACAUGGUGGAUCAGUUUGUCGUUUCCUCACAGCCAAACGAAUCAUAUGGAGGCAUCAGAGUGGCACUGGUGCAGCAGGCUCCCAGGGGCUUCCUGCCUGACAGAAACCGGACACCCGUGGCCUUGGAGUUUGACCUAGUCACAUACAGCAAUAAAGAUUUGAUGAAGAAACACAUCCAAGAGUCUGUUCACCAGCUGGAAGGGCCAUCAGCCAUUGCUUCUGCUCUACAGUGGACAGUUGAAAAUGUAUUCUUUAAAGCCCCCAGACAAAGAAAACACAGGGUCAUAUUUACAAUAGUCGGAAGCAAAACAAGCACAUGGGACAGAGAAAGGCUGAGAGAGAUUUCACUCGGAGCCAAGUGCCAAGGGUUCACCUUAUUCACUCUUGCACUUGGCAGUGAUGUGAGUGACAAUCAGCUGAUGGAGCUGUCAAGCUCCCCCACAGAUCAGCACUCACUGACACUGGGCAGGUUUUCCACCCCGGAAAUGGCGUAUGCUCAGAGGUUUAGCCGGGCAUUCCUAAAUCUUCUACAACAAGAAAUGAACAGUUAUCCUUCACCUGAACUUCAAGAAGAGUGUGAAAACUUAGAUCGGGGAGACAUACAACAGGAAGCAUCCAUGACUGAAAGUGGUUCCAGUCAAGUUUUAGAAGACAUAGAAAAAAAUGAAAGUCGAGUCAUGAAGAGUAUGAAAGAGAACGCCAAAGAACCUGUAUACACAGUGCCAGAAAUGAGAGAUGAUUAUGAGAAGAAUGAGUAUUUCACAGAGGAAAAUGCUAAAAGGGAAAAGCCUCAAGAGUGUGGAAAAGCUCAGGAGAAGAGCAGCAAAAACUUAGAGACAACAGCAGAAACUAGAAGUGGCUGUAAUGAUUAUGAUGCAUGUGACCUUGUUCAAGAUAGUGGAGAAUGUCAGAAUUACAUUUUGAAGUGGUACUACGACAAAGAGCAGAAAAUGUGUGGUCAGUUCUGGUAUGGGGGCUGUGGAGGCAAUAAAAAUAGAUUUGAAACACAAGAAGAAUGUGGAUUCUUGUGUAUAGAAUCCUCCUAGUGCGGAGACAAAUUAACUCUUCAGUUAAACACUAUCAGGUUGAUGUGGAAAAGGCAUUCAAAAAGGAAGCUUUACAUACCCACUCAGCUCCCAUGUUUCAGCUGAAAGAAAUAGUUGAUUAUAAAAUUAUUAUCUGGUCAUAUAAUUGUGAAAAUAAAACUUAGACUAUUUCUCCAUUGAGCUAACAUGUUGAAUAUUGAAAAACUCUUGUUAGCCACCAGUGUACUGUUUAAAAGGCAUAAAAGUAUUGAAACCUGACUUUCUUCCAUAAAUACCAAAAUGUGCAUUUUCUGAAUAUACAGCAUAAAACAAAGCAGUGCCUCAGAGAUUUACAUGAAAUAAUAUCAGAUGCAAGACACUGACAUCAAAAUGUUUUGAUGUGUUUGCUUACAUUUAUCCUGCUUGUAGAUAAUACCAGAAACCAUUUAGAUCUCAAAUGACAGAAUUUGUAGAACUUAAUUCUCUUAAAGGAUUUAAAAGAUUUAUUACCAUAGCAUCAUUCUUGGCUUCUUCUUCUUUUUUUUUUUAAUGAAUA
Molecule: messenger RNA, 3073 nt
Organism: Haemorhous mexicanus (house finch)
Lineage: Eukaryota; Metazoa; Chordata; Aves; Passeriformes; Fringillidae
Gene: COL6A6
Product: collagen type VI alpha 6 chain
Exons: 21
Coding region: 1-2538 (845 amino acids)
Molecular function (GO): serine-type endopeptidase inhibitor activity
Source: RefSeq, a predicted model, not a curated record